Pelobates cultripes (western spadefoot toad) is the source of this 16924-nucleotide messenger RNA. The record is from the annotation of a GenBank genome assembly. Lineage: Eukaryota; Metazoa; Chordata; Amphibia; Anura; Pelobatidae.
AUGUAUCCAGGGAAUCCAGUGGCCGUGCAGCCGAUGGCUGUCACCCAGACUGUUAUGAUGGCCCAGGGAGGCGAGUGGAGCACAGGAAUCUGUGAUUGCUGUGAUGACUGCAGUAUCUGUAAGUGACCGACCGUAACCCAAUUAUAGAGCCCUGAACAGGGGCAGAUAGUCCUGAGUGGGGGCAGCUAACCCGAAACGCACAGGGGGCAGAUAGCCCUGAGCAGGCAGGUAGCAGAUAGCACUGGGCAGUAAGGGGCGUAUAGUCCUGGGCAGUAUGGGGCCUCUGAUGCUGGGGGGCUGGGUGGGGUGCUCAACCCAAAAGGAAUCUGGUCUGGAUUCCAAACUGACAUAGUAAAGACAAAAAGGAAUUGUGGGUAGACCUGUAACAUGCAGUUUUUUGAGAGCAGAUAUAUAAUUUGCAUUGUGAGUAUAUACACUUAAUUGUUAGUUUUGUCACCUCAUUUUUUUUAUUUUUUUCAGAAUUUUGUUUAUUACAUUAAUUUUGCAUUACAUAUAGUCACAAUGCUCUUACAAUAGAUUAUUUAAAUACAUUUCAUCUUAUUUAGCACUAGCACUAUUUAAUUUGGCUCCCACUUUGGAAUUAGUGUAAGACCCACUGAUAUUGGGGUACUGUGAAGUAGUGGUGGGCUUAGCACAGUAUGGCUGUAUGGUGGGACUGAGACCCCAUAGUGGUAGGCUUAUAAAAUGUAACAAUGCAUUUUUAUAUCUGUUCCUUAAUCCGUAUUCUGUAUGUCUUACUGUGUGUCUCUCAAUAUGUCUGUCUGUCUUAAGGGGUAGAUAUCCUAUUAUCCCUAUAUGCAACUACAUAGAUAAACGCAUGACCUCCACCCUCCUUACCAUUAUCCUAAAAAUCUCCCAAAUAUAGCAAGGAGACACAGACAACAGAUUGGAAGGAAAACCAUUGCUGGUUGCUUUAAUAAACGAUAAUUAAAAGGCCUCCAAUGCUUACCGACAAAUAAAUAACAUUGUGACAGAACCAUCUGUCUAUUUAUUGCGGUGGAUUCGUCUGUUUCUGCCCCGUUCGUGUAAAUGGCUGUUUCCUAUAGCCCAGCCAUACGAAUGACUGUUUUUCCCGAACAAAACUACCGAACGGAUGGCCACCCAGGAGAGAAGUGUGCUGCUGGUUAACCUAUUGAUCCCAAUUAGAACGUUGUGGUUAACCGCAGACACUUCUCAAUUAAACCGAAUUCAGGGUGGUCGUCGUUCGUAUGUCGACCAUGAGGCAGCGGCCAUUUUAAACCACGCGAAAGCCCAGCGGUGUUCAGCUCUAUUUUCAUGGAACUAAAAACGGACACUUUUUCUGCCGAACACCGCUGAAACAACGGAACACCUGGCUGCCUCCACGAAAGCGUACGAACACCGGCCGUUCGGGAGUUUUGCAACACACGAAAGGACUUAACCCAGAUAGCCUUCCCAUGGAGUCAAUCGCAUACCGAAAGACUGUAAGAACUUUGACUCCAUGGCGAUUGAAUUGUGUGUGUGGGAUCUGAGCGCUAUUCGCCAAUAAUAUGCACUCAGAUCCAAGCUAUCUGGGGAUAUGUGUUGCGAAUGGGAAAUGUUCGGUUAUUUUAAAGUUAUAUAUUUUUAUGUAUUUUCUAGUAUUAUAUUUAAGAUGGCGAUUGUCUUUGUCCUGGAGAUAAUUGAAUUACUUCUCAAUUAUCUCCAGGGCAGAGGGGAGGAAACCAUAGUGCAUUGUGGGUAAAAGCUGUGACUGUACGUCUGGAAUGUCCCCAUGUCUAUCUGUCAUUACAGUCUCCCAUUUGGUCCCCUAAGAGAGUGUCCACCAAGUGGGAGACCUGCAUAAAUACGGGCAGGUAGCCCACAGUAAAGCCAGAUCCUGUUUGACCAUCAAUGCGGAGCUUCUGUCUCGUUAUUGGGGGGAUUUAUUAUUUGCGUUUAGAGACUGCUGAUUGGAACCGAAAGCCGCUUGGUGGAUAUAGUUGUUCGGCGGCUAGCAGCAGUUCGUGGAGUUCCGUUCGGGAGGUUGGAGCCUUUCAUGGAUCCCGGUCGGGAGAUUACCGCUUCCCCUGGUUAUGGUUCGUGUAUUGUAAUUGAUGCGAACGGAGUUAUUGGUCUUGCGAAAGGGGAAGGUGAACUAAACGGCGGUUUCUCUUAAAGACACCCGGGGUGUCUUAACAAACAUUAUUUUAGAAUAACUGUUGACUAGGGUGGUGGCACUGAGGCCCUAAUUAUUUGUUUCAGAUCACAAGAGGAUGCGGCUCCCACCUAGUCCUGCAGCCCCAGUGCUUCCGCCCAAGCAGAGACAUAACGUACCGCAGAGGAGAUCUACAGCCCAACACCUCACAUAGAGUCUCUGGAAGGGCCCCCCACACCUCCUAAUAACAUGAGGGUGAAAUAACCCAACAGAAACUUGCCAGCACUCCCGUCCUCCAUCUCCGCAUCACCCUUGAGCCGCACACUCUCAUGGGAGAGGGAAAUAGAACAAACUCUCGCUCAGCAGAGCAGGGGCAUUGCCAGGCUGACUAACCAACAGCUACCACAGGUGAGUCGAAAACUAAACUGGGUAGAGUGGUGAGCUUGACUAGCAGGCCUCGCACCAGGCAACUAACCACUUCGACUAAGGAGAGGCGAAACUCAGUGCUGUCUCCACAAGGAAGUCCUCUGCCGAAAAAUCCAGCGUGGGAAAACCUGCAGAGCAUAACGCCAAAUAAAGAGGCACCUCCCCCCUAACACACAAAGUAUCUACCCAGUUGCACUCCCCUCCUAGGAGACAAUCCUACUGUCCCACUAGGGUCCCUCCACUCCCAGUCUUUCAAUCUCUUCCUGUUUCUUUCUCUGUCUGUCUCUCUCAAUCUCUUCUUUUCUAUCUGUCUCUAUAUCUCUUCCAGUCUGUUUCUCAAUCUCUGUCUGUCUCUCUCAAUCUCUUCCUGUUUGUCUCUCAAUCUCUUCAUUUCUGUCUGUCUCUCUCAAUCUCUUCCUGUCUAUCUCUCAAUCUCUUCAUUUCUGUCUGUCUCAGUCUCUGUCUGUCUGUCUGUCUGUCUGUCUGUCUGUGUUUGUCUUGAUCAUUUUCUUUCUCUGUCCUUCUCUUUCACUUUCCCUUCCCAUGGGUCUGUUUUCUAAUUUCUUAUUUUUUGUCUUCUUUCUUGUCCCUCUCUUUCCUAAUCUCUCCCUUCUGUGUCUCUCCAUUCUAAAUAGUUUCUUCUUUAUGGUAUCUCUCUCUCAGUCUCUUCAUUCUGACCAGAGGUAUGUCUGUUGCCAAAUCCCAUUAUUUAGGGAAUGAGUUUUGUGUUAGUCUGUGUAAGGGUUUAUAUAGAAGUGAUAUAAUAUGAGGAUCUCAGAGUCAAUAUAUGGGGUAAUAAAGUCAAUACAUGGCGCUUGCUGAAAGAGCCAGUGUAUGGGGUGAUAGAGUCAAUAAAUGGCGCUAGAUGAUAGAUUCAAUACAUGGCUCUCGGUAAUAAAGUCCACAUAUGGCGCUAAGUGACCCAGUCAACUUAUAGUGCUCGUUGAUAGUGUCAAUAUAUGGGGUAAUAGAGUCAAUACAUGGCGUUGGGUGAUAGAUUCAAUACAUGGUUCUCGUUGAUAGAGUCAAUAUUACAUAGUUACAUAGCUGAAAAGAGACUUGCGUCCAUCAAGUUCAGCCUUCCUCACAUAUGUUUUUGCUGUUGAUCCAAAAGAAGGCAAAAAGAACAGUCUGAGGCGCUUCCAAUUUUGCAACAAACUAGGAAAAAAAUUCCUACUUGACCCCAAAAUAGCAGUCAGAUGUCUCCUUGGAUCAAACAGCUAUUACCCCACUAAUUAGAAAUGAUAUACCUGUAUGUUAUGUUUUUGGAAGUAUUUAUCCAAUUGCUGUUUAACCCGGCUAGAAGUCCAGAGAAUUUAAUUUGCUAGCACUGUAUUUAACCCUGUAACUUUCCAAGACACCCUAAAACCUGUACAUGGAGGGUACUGUUUUACUCGAUAGACUUCGCUGAACACAAAUAUUAGUGUUUCAAAACAGUAAAAUACAUCACAGCGAUGAUAUUGUCAGUGAAAGUGAAGUUUUUUGCAUUUUUCACAAACAAACGGCACUUUCACUGACGCUAUUAUUGUUGUGAUAUGUUUUACUGUUUUGAAACACUUAUAUUUGUGUUCAGCGAAGUCUCCCGAGUAUAAAGGUUUUAUAGUGUUUUUGAAGGUUACAGGGUAAAAUUAAAGGCUGUUUUUUCACAUUUAAACUUGCUAAACUGGUUGCCUUUGAGAGCGUAUGGUAGCCCAUGAAUGAGAAUUACCCCCUGGGCCACCAUUUGCAAAAGAAGACAACCCAAAGUAUUACAAAUUGGGUAUGUUCAGUCUUGUUUAGUAACCAUUUAGUCACAAACACUGGCAAAAGUUAGUGUUCAUAAUUGUUUUUUGAAUUUUUAACACACAAACAAAUAUAAAUGCUAACUUUGUCCAGCGUAUUUGACUAAGUAACUACUAAUAAAGACCGGACAUACCCCAUAUUGAAUAAAAAAUAUAUACAUGUGAAAGGUUAUUCAGGGAUUCCUGACAGAUAUCAGUGUUACAAUGUAACUUGUGUUAAUUUUGAAAAAAAAAAAAUGGUUUGGAAAUAGCAAAGUGCUACUUGUACUUAUAGCCCUAUAACUUUCCAAAAAAAGCUAAGAACAUGUUAACAUUGAGUAUUUCUAAACUCUGGACAAAAUGUAGAAACUAUUUAGAAUGGUUUUUUUUUGGCGGUUGUAGAUGCGUAACAGAUUUUGGCGGUCAAAGUCAGAAAAAAGUUUUUUGUUUUUUUAUUCAUCAUAUUUUACAUUUAUUUUAAUAGUAAAUUAUAUGAUAUGAUGAAAAUAAUAGUAUCAUUAGAAAGAUCAUUUAAUGUCAAGAGAACCAGUAUUUUGAAUGUGUGGCUACAGUAAAUGAGUUAGAGGAAAAUUACAGCUAAACACAAACACAAACACACCGCAGAAAUGUAAAAAGAGUCAUUGUCCUUAACGGUAAGAAAAGUGAAAAGCAGUCUGGUCACUAUGGGGUUAAACCUCGAUAUGGACUCUGAUAAAACCACCUCUUCAGGCAGAGAAUUCCACAUAGAUAAAAGUAGGUACAAAAACCUACACGUACCAGGAGAUCCCUAACCAGAUUUGAUAAAUAAUACAAAUGUUACACACAGAUAAGACAGUGGAUAUAAAGGCACAUAAAAACACAAAUUAAGGUUACAGUGCUUGUAGUGUAAAGUGCAAUAUGCAUUCGUCCACUAGGUGGCAACCUUGUAUCAGUACUAUCCUCACCUAAGAGGUGGGAAGGUUGACUAAAUAUUGCGUUACCGGCAGCAUGUAUGUCCUUUGAAACCAAAAAAAGAUGUAUAUAGAUAGUCAAUGGGAACUCUCACAAAAGAUAAAUAAAUAGUCAAAGAAAAUAUAAUGAUAAAAACCAACUAGCAGUCUCUGGAUAUCAAAGUUCUUAUAAAGCAGAAAAAAUAGAUACAAUAUCCCAGCCAACACGAUGUGUUACUGUCAAAAGAAGCUGACAGCAGCACGUAUGUGUCAAGUGGUACAUACAAUCUAACCAAUAAUGGUAUAAAUUGGUAACAGCAGGAACAUCAGAUUAUUGCAGAAUACCAUUUGUAGCAGAAUUACUCAUCGACCACCAUAACAGGUAAAUGGUAAUAUGAUUUCCUUGAUGGUCUUUAGAUAGUGAUAAAAGCUGACAAUGUUCUUCGGUUAAAAUGUUCUCAUUUAUUAAGAAUAAAGGAUAAAAUACACUCACAGAGAUGAAGUGUAGUAAGGCAGCAAUUGAGUCUUGUGGGAUCAGCAGAAAAAGGUGAAUAGUUGAGCGGGCUAUGGAAUAUCUUUCACCGGGCGAUGAGAUGAUAUCGCUGUGCUGGGAGAGAUGGAGUACUCCUCGCAUGCGUUCCACUUAUUGCACCCGAUCUGCGUUCCACGAUUAUUCGGUAGAUGUAGCUGAAUCGAUAUACGGCAAAUGCCAAAAAGCCUAUCGCGUUUUGUGACAGUCCAAAGUCACUUCUUCAGAGACUAGAUUAUCCUCUGAAGAAGUGACUACAGCUUCAGCUACAGCUACCAAGUAAAAAAAACUGUAAAAAAAAACUUUCCUUUUGCCUUAGAUAAAAUCUCCUUUCUUCAAGGCUAAAUGUCUGACCUUGUGUGCUAUGUAUAGCCCUGUUUAUGAAUAGAUUUCCAGAUAAAGGUUUGUACUGGCCCCUAACAUAUUUGUAUAGUGUUAUCAUAUCCCCUCUGAGGCACCGUUUUUCCAGACUAAACAGAUUUAAAUUUUUUAACCUUUCUUUGUAACUAAAAUGCUCCAUUCCUUUUAUCAAUUUUGUAGCUCGUCUCUGCACUUUUUCUAGUGCCAUGAUAUCCUUCUUUAGAACAGGUGCCCAGAAUUGCACAGCAUAUUCAAGGUGUGGUCUUACCAGCGAUUUAUAAAGAGGCAAAAUUACAUUUUCAUCCCAAGAAUGUAUGCCCCUAUUUAUACAUGACAAAACCUUACUGGCCUUAGCAACGGCAGAUUGACAUUGCAUAUUGCUGCCUGAUUUGUUAUCUAUAACAAUUCCCAAAUCCUUCUCGUGUGUGGUUAUCCCUAGUUCACUACCAUUUAGGGUGUAACUUGCUUGUGCAUUCUUAACCCCGAAGUGCAUAACUUUGCAUUUCUCUAUGUUAAAUUUCAUCUGCCAUUUUAGUGCCCAGUCCCCCAAUCUAUCCAAAUCCCUCUGCAGCAAAGCAAUAUCCUGCUCACAUUUUAUUACUUUACAAAGUUUUGUGUCGUCUGCAAACACUGAUACAUGGCUUUCAAUGCCUAUUUCAAGAUCAUUUAUAAAUAUGUUAAAUAGAAGCGAUCCCAAAACAGAACCCUGAGGGACACCACUUACCACUUUUGUCCAGCCUGAAAAUGUACUAUUAAUGACAACUCUUUGUACUCUAUCCUUAAGCCAAUGUUCUACCCAAGAACAAGAAUAUUCAUCUAGACCAAUUUCUUUUAGUUUGAAGACUAACCUAUUGUGAGGAACUGUAUCAAAUGCCUUGGCAAACUCCAAGUAGAUCACACCCACUGCAACACCCUGAUCUAUACUUCUAUUUACUUCUUCGUAGAAUGCAAUUAGAUUAGUUUGACAUGACCUAUGUUUCACAAAAAAACAUGCUGAUUAUUGCUAAUAACAAAGUUCUUCCCAAUGAAUUCCUGAAUAUUAUCCCUUAAUAGCCCUUCAAAUAUUUUCCCAGUUACAGAAGUUAAGCUCCCAGGUCUAUAAUUUCCAAGCAAAGAUUUUGAACCCUUUUUAAAUAUAGGAACAUCUGCCUUCCUCCAAUCCUCCGGUACAAUACCUGAAACAAAAGAAUCUUGAAAAAUUAAAUACAGAGGUUCAUUUAUUUCCCCACUUAGCUCCUUAAGUACUCGUGGGUGAAUACCGUCAGGCCCCGGAGCUUUAUUUACAUUAAUUUUCUUUAAUAGCUGUAGCACCUUGUCUCGAGUUAUCCAAUCACAAGUUAUCUGCAAGUUUUUUGCAGAAAUCAUUUGCAUAUCUCUUGCCAUAGGAUCCUCAUUAAUAUAUACUGAAGAAAAAUAGUUAUUUAAAAUUUCUGCUUUUUCCUGGUCUUCAUUAGCUAACAAACCCAUCUCUGUUUCCAGUGUACCUACACUUUCAUUUUUUGUUUUUUUAGAAUUGAUGUACUUGAAAAAGAAAUUUGGGGUUGGUUUUGCGUUCUUUGGCUAUCAAUUUCUCAUUUUCUAGUUUAGCACUUUAAUUGCCUCUUUGCAAGUAUUGUUGGUUUCCUUAUUUCUUAUAAGGAAGCCAAUAAUGCUCUCAUUUGUCUGAUUUAAAAUCUUUAAAUGCCCCUUUUCUUAUUUUUAAUCUCUUGUUUUACUUCUCUACUAAGCCACAUUGGUUUUAAUUAUUUUAUAUUUAUUACCCAAUGGUACUUACUGAGAAAUGUACCUUUCUAAUAUUUGUUUGAAUAGUUUCCAUUUAUCCUCAGUGUUUUUAUCACUAAGGAGUUUAUGCCAGUCGAUAUGUUGUAGAGCUGCCCUAAUCUUAUUAAAAUUGGCUUUUUUAAAAUUAUACAUUUUAGUAUACCCCAAGUGCUUUUGCUUUUUUGAGUUUAUUUCAAAGAUUACCAUCAUGUGAUCACUAUUUCCCAAAUGCUCCCCUACUUGAAUGUUGGUUAAAAGAUCAACAUUGUUUGUUAUAACAAGAUCCAGACAAGCAUCCUUUCUAGCUGGUGCUUGUACCAGUUGUGACAUAAAGGUGUCAUUUAACACAUUCAAAAACCUGAUUCCCCUUGCUGAAGUACUAGUUACUCUAUCCCAAUUUAUGUCUGGAUAAUUAAACUCUCCAAUAAUUAACGUGCUACCCCGAUUUGCAGCUUUCCCAAUUUGCUCUAACAGCUGUUCUUCCUCAAUAAUAUUAACAUUAGGUGGUUUAUAACAUAUCCCAACCAAUAACUGAUUUCCCUUUGUUUGCCCCAAGCAGAUAUCUACCCAUAAAGCUUCCACAUUUUCCUCGUCACACUCCACAUGCCUAAGAUUUAACAUAGAGAGAUACACAGACACACAUGUAGAUACACAUAUACACACUGACACACCUACAUACACUGAUGCACAGAUACACUCUCUGACAAACAUGUAGAUAAACAAGAACACUAACACACAAACAAACACACUGACAUACACGCAGGGCCGGACUGGGACCUAAAAUCAGCCCUGGAAAAAAAUUCUAUACCAGCCCAAUAAUGCUUCGCGCCAGCAUAGUGUGCUGAUAUAGAGGGUGAAAAAAUAACUUGAAAUUGAAAACUCUUACUCCAACGAAGGAACGCAUAUAGGGCUUCAAAAUAAACAAAAGAGCGCCUUUAUUUUAAGUAGACGUACAUUUGCAUGUAAUGUUUCAGUACAACUACUUUGGCCUAUUAAGGACAUUUUAGUAAUGGUACUGAAAUGCUGAAUGUCUGCAGUUGCACAACUAAAAAAUGAAGUGAUCUUGUUUAUUUUGAAGUUCUAUGGGUGCGCUCUUCACUUUGAAUAUGUUAUUGUGCAUGAGUAUGCAACUAGCAACAAGACAGGGCCAAUACGUGCUCAUUAUAUAUAAUGACAUAUUUAAUGACAUUUAUGUGUGUAUUAUGCAUAAAUAAAUGUAUAUUACGAUAUGUGUAAAUAUUAUAGGCAUAAUUAUAUGUUACUAAUACACACAUCAAUAUACAUGCAUAUAUAUAUAUAUAUAUAUAUAUAUAUGUGUGUGUAUUACUGUCAGGAUCACAUCAAUUUAUGUCUAUUACCUUUACCUCGUUUAGUGUAUCUUGUCUCCAAUUGUCUCCUUUUUUUCUCUUACAGCGACCCUUGUGCAUCUUUUACUUCAUCCCAGUCCCUGUGUGUUUCUUUUUACCCUUCUCCAGCCUCUGUAUUUCUCUUUCCCCCAGCCCCUUUUGUGUUGUUCUUAGCCCCAGCCACUUUGUCUCUUUCUCCCCUUCCAAAUCUCAUCUGUGUGUCUCUUUCUAACUCCAGACUCCGUGUGCCUCUUUCUCUUCUCCCAGUCACUCUGUCUCUUUUUCCUCAGCCCAGCGUUGCCUCCCACAAAUCUUGUGUCACUUUGUUCCCCUUCCCUACUGCAUGUCUCUUUGUCCCCCCAACAAACCUUCCGUGUGUCUCUCUUCCCCAACUCCUCCCUGUGUCUCUCUCUUACCCCUCUGUCUCUGUGUCCCCCCUUCUCCUGUGUCUCUCUAUUACCCCUCUCUUUGUCCCCCCAACCUCCUAUUACCCCUCUGUCUCUUUGUCCCCCCUUCCCUGGUGUCUCUCUAUUACCCCUCUAUUUGUCCCCCCCUUCCCCUCUAUUUGUCUCCCCCCAUUCCCCUCUAUUUGUCCCCCCCUUCCCCUCUAUUUGUCUCCCCCUUCCCCUCUUUGUCUCCCUCUUCCCCUCUAUUUGUCCCCCCCAUUCCCCUCUUUGUCUCCCUCCUUCCCCUGUAUUUGUCCCCCCAUUCCCCUCUUUGUCUCCCUCCUUCCCCUCUAUUUGUCUCCCCCCCUUUCCCUCUAUUUGUCCCCGUCCUUCCUCCAUUUACUCUUCCUCUUGUCUCCCCUUUUCCCCUAUUUGUCCCCCUUCCCCUAUUUGUCCCCCUUCCCUCUUGUCCCCUUCCCUCUUUUGUCCCCUAUUUCCCCAAUUCCCUCUAUUUGUCCCCCUUCCCUCUUGUCCCCCCUUCCUCUAUUUGUCCCUCUUCCCCUUUUGUCCCCCUUCCCUCUAUUUCCCCAUUCUCUUUGUCUCCCUCCUUCCCCUCUAUUUGUCUCCCCCCAUCCCUCUUUUUGUCUCCCCCCACCCCUUCCCCUUCUGUGUGCCUGCUUACCUUGUCACAGGAGGACUGAGGGAGGGGGCGGAGCUAGCUAGUAGCUACCAUGCUCCCUCGCGGUUUCCAUAAUUCCCAGCAUCUACACAUCAUACAGUAAUCCCUACUCUAUGAUGUGUAGAUGCUGGGAAUUCUGGGAACCGCGAGGGAGCAUGGUAGCAACUAGCUAGCUCCACCCCCUCCCUCAGACCUCCUGUGCUGACAGCCGCAUGGCUGUCAGUAUCAGUGAGUGUGCCGCUGGAUCGCUUAGGCGGCCGCCCGGCACACUCACUGAUCCUGACAGCAGCAUAGCUGUCAGCACAGGAGAUGGGGCCGCCGGCCGCAAGGUGAGUAUUCACCUCAGAGUGUGCCGCCGGACCGGCCACCCGGCGGCACCGACAUGCGGCCGGCGGCCGCGAUAUUAUUAAAGUAAAGGGAGCAGGGCUCCCUCUCUCUCUCUCUCCGGCCCCCCAGGUGCCGCGGCCCACCGGGAAAUUUCCCGGUAUCCCGGUGGGCCAGUCCGGCCCUGCAUACACGCAGAUACACACAAUAACAUACAGAUACUUAUACAGACCCACAUGUAGAUACACAGAUACACACAGAUACCGACACUGACACAUAUACAGAUACACAGACACACAUGCAGCUAAACACAUACACAGAAUUAUACACAUUCAAAUACACAGAAUAACACUUACACAGAUACAAACACAUACACACAUGCAGAUACACAGACACGCAUACAGAUACACAUUGACACACAUGCAGAUACAAAGACAUGCAGACACACAUACAAACAUACCCACAGAUACACAUACAAACAUAUACACAUAUAGACAUACACAUAUACAAACAGACACACAGAUAUACAUUAUUAUUAUUAUGAUAUUUAUAGAGCGCCGUCAAAUUCAGCAGCGCUUUACAAUGGGUGGACGAACAGACAUGUAGUUGUAACCAAGUUGGACACACAGGAACAGAGGGGUUGAGGGCCCUGCUCAAUGAGCUUACAUGCUAGAGGGAGUGGGGUAAAAUGACACAAAAAGGUAAGGAUUGUAUUAGACUAAUGACAGUUACAGAAGAGGAAUCAGUCAGGAGCUAUUAACAGUUUAAUGGAUACGCUUUUAUGAAGAAGUGGGUUUUUAACGAUUUUUUGAAGGAGUGGAGACUGGGUGAGCAUCUAAUGGAGGAGGGAAGCGAGUUCCACAGGAACGGUGCAGCCCUCGAGAAAUCUUGAAGGCGAGCAUCAGAGGUGGGAGUACGGACAGAAGAUAGACGUAAGUCUUCAGCAGAUCGUAAGGGCCUACACGGGACAUACUUGUGUAUAAGGGAGGAUAGAUAGAUGGGAGCAGCAUUAUGUAGAGAUUUGAAAGCAAGAACCAGAAUUCAUUAUGGACUGUAACGGAGCACGUAAGACCACUGAGAAGCGGAUUACAGUAGUCAAGGUGAGAAAGAACAGUGGAAUGGACCAUAGUCGCAUCUGGCGUUAAGUAGGGGCGGAUGCGCGCAAUGUUUUUGAGAUGGAAAUGACAGGAUUUGGUGAUAGAUUGAACAUGAGGCUUGAAGGAGAGGUCGGAGUCAAAGAGAACACCUAGGCAGCGAGCCUGCGUGGUGGAUCUGAUUGUAGCACCGUUGACUUGGAGGGAGACAGACACAGGAGUAACAACACUUGAGGGAGGAAAGACCAGAAUUUCAGUUUUGGUCAAGUUUAGUUUAAGGAAGUGGGCAGCCAUCAAGUUAGAAAAAGCAGAGAGGCAGUCAGACACAUAUUAACAAAGACACACAGAAACACAUACUGAUACACAGGGUCACAUAGAGACACAUGCAGAUACAGAAACAUACACACACACACACAUACAAACAGAUACACAUACAAACAGACACACACAUAUAUACAGAUACACACAUACAUACAAACAGACACACACAUACAUACCGACAAACACAUAUAUAAAGACAGACACAUACAUACAUACAUACAGAUGCACACAUACAUACAGAUACAUACAAACAGACACAUACAUACAAACAGACACAUACAUACAUGGAUACAGACACAUACAUGGAUACAGACACAUACAUACAGAUACAUACAUACAUACAGACACAAACGGACAGACACAUACAGACAGACACAUAAAUACAUACACAUACAUACAGAUAAAGACAGACAUAUACAGACACAUACAUACAAACAGAUACAUACAUGUAAACAGACACAUACAUACAUAUAUUUUUUUAUGUGUUUCCUGCCUUUGGAGUGCAGGAGGCUGGCUCAGGCUGAUGGGAGUCAGAGCUCCCACUCUGAAUCCCUCCUUUUCUUCUCUUCCUCUUCCCGUGCGGCGCUCGGUGAAUGCUGGGAAGAAGUGACCGGCUGUCCACAUUGCACGGCUGUCCACACAGCUGCCCCUUUUGCCCCAUGUUAAGGAGAGCCCUGAGUAUGACUCCAGCGUAUAAAAUAAAGCAGAGCGGGUCUAAUAGUGCAAUAUGUUAAAAUAUAUACGGUGCACAAAAGCAAAGUAUCCUACUUACACUUUGGAGAGCAAUAAACUUGCUCUGGUGGUAUAAUCCCCACCCGAGGAUGUGCAGGAACCAGGAUAGUUGUUUAGCAGCAAAACAACAAAUUGGAUAUGAUGUUGUAGACAAUGAAUUUUAUUUAUAAAAAAUAAUAGUAGAAAUAAGUAAUAUUACAAGUAAAAACAACACAAGAAUAAAAUAUAUAGAUAUAAAGAACUUCUCUAAGGUCAAACUUUACGCAUUUCUCCCAGCAGGGCUUCCUCAGAAGUGUAGAGUGUGAAUGUAACGGCACCCUCAGCAUAAAAGGGUUAAACCACCGUUUAGUAGAUCUUCCCUUCCAGAGACACAGGCACAGCUACUGCAGAACACCAAUCCACCAAACCGGAGAAGCAUAUGAAUGCCGUAAACAGCUGAAUCAGAACCACACGAAUGCUGUAAACAGCCGAAUAGGAAAAAACAUACAAAUAGGUUUACACUCCUAGCAGUCAAACUGGAACAGCAUACAGUAAAUCCCCCCAAGAACGAGACAAAGCUCCGUGUUGAGGGUCAAGCAGUGAACAGACAGAGCUGUGGGUUUAUUGUUCUUAUAUACACAUUAGUACCACCCACAGGGUUUUGGAAAACAACCAAUAAACACGAACAAUACACUCAGACACUCCCACACAAAAUCCUCCCCUCUGCCUGUGAUACAAUUACCUUACACAAUGGGUAAUGUAAUUAUCGCAGGCAGAUAAAUACAGUUUUUCCACAUUAUUCAUAACUUUAAGUAAGUAAUCCAAUUGUAGCGGAACGCCAAUAUUAAAUCCACGAAUUCCACUGGUUCAGGAAAUAAUCCACAGUCAAGCGCUGAAACAACAAGGCAAUAUCCCCAACCUCCCAGUAACCGGACGAAACACAGUUCUGAGAGUCAACUGAAAUCCUUUAAUUCUGCUGCACAAUUUAUACAAGUCCUCAUGCAAGGGGUUUCCUGAGUCCCUUCCCAGGGGCACUCCCAGAGGGGACUAUAUGGGGGACUUACAUUACAAGGCAUUUCUCCCAUCAGGCACUGCUGCACGAGAGGGAUCCUCCCACUGGAAUAUACCGUUAAGUGGAUUAUCCCUCCGUGCAGCAGAACUUACAAUUCGUAUAAAAAUGUAUAACUUUAUGAAUAUGCAGUCUAUUUAAACGAAUGGACGUUCGGUAGAUAGCUGGAGUCUGAGCGCAUCAUUCGUGAGAUUACCGCUCAGAUCCCAGCUAAAAUAACCGAACGCCGCACGAAAAACACAUUCAUUACAAAACAUAUUAAAAGAACCAAUUGCCUUCCAGGGAAUAAAAUACCGAACGGCCUGAAACUCCCGAACGUCCUGGAGGCUCAGCGGUGUUCGUGCCGUCGAGUAGCCGUUUUUAGUACCAUGCGCUCGACGACCUAGCACCGCUGAGGGAACAAAGGAUCCAAGAUGGCCGACCGCCGCAUGGUCGGUAGUCGAACGACGGCCACCCAGGAGAGCCUCUAAUUACCGAUUGCAACAUUGUUGCAAUCGGUUAACCAGCGCCACACGCCUCUAAGUGUGUGGGCUAUUAGGGGUAGUGUUUUCGGUUCACGAACGGCCUUCCAAAGUGCCGUUCGUGAAACGAAAGGAAAACCCCAUACAAACCGCUAUCUGCAUUCGGCGGAUAGCAAAUACAUGCAAUCCAAUACAUUACAGUCAGCAUACAAUACAUGGAGUAAAACACAUAUCUCCCCAGACAUAUAGGCAACCCUUAAAGGUAUAGUCUCUGGUUAUAGUCCAAGUGGCUAGGUUUGCCACACCAAUUAUCUCCAAGGACAGAGGCAAAACUCCAUUGAACACAUGGCAGCAAAAGACAAUAAAAUACAUAAAAAUAUAUAACUGUGCAGCUAUUGCAUAAAACAGGUACAUUCAACAUAUCCCUAGAUAGCUCAGAUCUGAGCGCACAUUAUUACUGAAUGGUGCUCAAAGCACACACAUACAGUUCAAUUGCCAUGGAGCCAAAGUCUUUCAUUAUACGAAUGGGCUCCAUGUCAUAGCUAUCUGGGGUAUCACCGAUCAAACAGGGCCAGCACCGAAUGACCCUGCUUUCGUGUCUCCGCAGGGGAAAAUCAAGCGUUUCAACAUGGGGCCAUAGUCUAAAGGCAGCAGGCGGGCAACCAGGCUCCUCCAAUGCACAGUGGCGAGAUUGGUCUCAUCACAGUGAAGUACUGGGAUAAAUGCGUAAAGUGUGAGCUUAGAGAAGGAAAAAAAAACCUUCCUCUAUCUAUUUUUUCCCAAACUUUUACUUCCAAUCUCUCUCUCUCCCCUAAUCGCUUCCUUACCAUAUCUCUCCUAUUCUGUCAUACAUACAGAUACUAUUAAGUAUCUCUCAUUCCCUAUCUCUCUAUCCAAUAUCCCCUUUCCCCAAACUUUUCCUUUCUCUUUUUAUUUGUUCUAACCUUUCCUCCCCGUCUCUCUCUUUCCUAAUAUCUUCCUUCCGCUAUCUCUCUAUCCUAAUCUAUCUUUCUUUCUGUAUCUCCCUUUCCCAACCUUUUUUUUGUAGAGUCUCACUCUGUGAAUGUCUUCCUUCCCAUUUUAGGCUGUUUAGCAUUCUGGUGCUUCCCCUGCUUCCAGUGUAAGACGUCUGAUGAUUUUGGGGAGUGUUUGUGUCUUCCUCUAUUGGAGGCUGGAUGCCUUGGAUACACUGGGAUUAGCGGUUCCACUCCUUGUAUCUCUCUGUCUAUGCGAGCAGCAGCCCGUGAAAGAUACCGGAUUCAUGUAAGUUCAUAAAAAGCUUCCAAGGGCUGUUUUCUGCCAUGGUGUGGGCUGUAUGUAGCCACUAAAUAAUUAAACCAACAUCACAGAGUAGGGCAGUGCUUUCCAAACCAGUCCGCAAGGCACGCUGACCAGUCCAGGAUUUAGGGAUUACCCAGUUGUGUCAAGAUGUUUUUAGAACAAAAAAACAAAACAAAAACCGUGACACAACUGGGUAAUCCCUACAUCCUGGACUGGAAGGUGUACCUUGAGGACUGGUUUGUAAACCACUUGAGUAGUGGGAUUUAUUAUACAUUUUAUAAUAUUUUAUAUAAAGGAUAAUAAAGGUAGUUGGCCUUAAGGAACGCCUAAACCUACUGGUACACAUAGGAUUGGUUCCAUUUUCAUAGUAAUUCAAUUAUCCUGCAGUGUUCCUCAUUUGACAGAGAAACAAAAUUCUCAUUUAGUAAUCAGCCAGUCUAAUAGCAACUACUACUGGAGAAUUAAGGGAGGGCUCCGGGUGCAUAUCGGACCCUAAUUGCAGACACUAAUGCACUGCAGAUACCUGGUUUUAGCCAGACAUUAGUAGUUACGGUACGUGACAUUAUGUCCAAAACCAGAUAUAAUUAUUACAUCCCACCGGAAGCUCAGUAAUCUGUAAUUGUGCUGAGGUAUUGUUGCCAGCCCCUGGGACUUGGUAUAGGGGAUAUCCGCUUUAAGUGAAAGUGUGGUCUGCGGCUCAGUAAUCUGUAAUUCUCAGUAAUCUGUAAUUGUGCUAAGGUAUUGUUGCCAGCCCCUGUAGGACUUGGAAUAGGGGAUAUCCGCCUUAAGUGAAAGUGUGGUCUGCAGCUCAGUAAUCGGUAAUUGUGCCAAGGUAUUGUUGCCAGCCCCUGUAGGACUUGGAAUAGGGGAUAUCCACUUUAAGUGAAAGUGUGGUCUGCAGCUCAGUAAUCGGUAAUUGUGCCGAGGUAUUGUUGCCAGCCCCUGUAGGAUUUGGUAUAGGGAUAUCCACUUUAAGUGAAAGUGUGGUUUGCAGCUCAGUAAUUGGUAAUUGUGCCAAGGUAUUGUUGCCAGCCUCUGUAGGACUUGGAAUAGGGGAUAUCCGCUUUAAGUAAAAGUGUGGUCUGUUUAUAACUCAUGAAGAGUCAGGCAAGGUGUAAUUGUAUCAAUGUGUUAAUUCAUGUGCUGUUCUGAUAUACCCUUCUCUUGCUGUCCCUGUAGGGAUCGAUUUGUAACGACUGCUGUUUGGUGUGCUGGUGCUAUCAGUGCUCAUGGUGCCAGAUUGCCCGUGAAAUUAAAAAGCGCAAACAGCCCUUCACCCUGGUAACAGCACAGACUACGCCCGUGGGGAUGCCAGCCUAUAAUCCGCAGGUCAACCAGUUCAAUAUCAAUCUCCCCAAUCGCCCUCAAUAA